AAAGAAAAGUAAGAAGAAAUGAGCAGAUAGUUGUAAAAUAAAAAGCAGUGAGUUGUUGAACUGUGCUGAGAGGAAAUGAGAUCCAAAGGUGGUUACCAAGGUAGUGACGACGCGCCGGGCGAGGGGGACGCAAAGGGAGAGUGGAGAGGAAUGACAGAUAGAGACAUCUAGAUAUAAAUAAUAAUAAUAAUAACCAGUAGAAACGAGCUUGGGAGAAAUGACAGAUAUACAUACUGGUGCAGGAGGUUUUUCAGACUGUUGAUGCACUAGACUCGCUGUUGACUGGAUGAAGACGCUUCGAGAUUCUGGACUGGAUGUAACACAGCUGUAAACGGAUGGAGAAAUAUGAAAAACUGGCCAAAAUUGGCGAGGGAUCCUACGGUGUGGUGUUCAAGUGCAGACACAGGGACUCUGGACAGAUAGUCGCCAUCAAGAAGUUUGUGGAAUCUGAAGAUGACCCGGUCAUUAAGAAGAUUGCACUGAGAGAAAUACGUAUGCUGAAGCAGCUGAAACAUGUGAAUCUGGUCAACCUGCUGGAGGUGUUCAGGAGGAAAAGGCGGCUGCACCUGGUGUUUGAGUUCUGUGAGCAGACGGUCCUGAACGAGCUGGACAAACACCCUCGAGGGGUGCCCGAGGCUCAGCUGAAGAGUAUAGUGUGGCAGACUCUGCAGGCUGUCAACUUCUGCCACAAGCACAACUGCAUACACCGCGACGUGAAGCCAGAGAACAUCCUCCUCACGAAAACCGGCAUCAUCAAGCUCUGCGACUUUGGCUUCGCCCGCAUCCUGACGGGGCCAGAGGACGACUACACAGACUACGUCGCCACCCGCUGGUACCGGGCCCCCGAGCUGCUGGUCGGGGACACUCAGUACGGGCCUCCUGUGGACGUGUGGGCUCUGGGCUGCGUCUUCGCCGAGCUGCUCAACGGGAAUCCACUCUGGCCCGGGAAGUCUGACGUCGACCAGCUCUACCUUAUCCGAAAAACUCUUGGUGACCUGAUCCCUCAUCAUCAACAGGUCUUCCGCUCAAAUGUUUUCUUCAGUGGAGUCAGUAUUCCUGAACCUGAUACUACGGAGCCCUUGGAGAAGCGCUUCCAUGGUGUGUCUCCUCAUGCCCUCCAGGUUAUGAAGCAGUCAUGCCUGGUGAUGGACCCCUCUCUCCGCUUGUCCUGCGAGGAGAUCCUGGAGCUGCCGUACUUCCAGGACGAAGGAGGAGCCUCGUGGGGCCGAGAGGGCGAGCGCCCGGGCAGACGACACGACCGAGGCUCUCGACGCAGACAGGCCGGGGCCCAGUACCUGCCUCAGCUACCGAACAGCAACAUCUCCCCAGCACCGGACGUCAAGAAACAAGUGAAGCACAAAUACCACCUGCCCAACAUUUAACAGGGAGGGGAUUUGUGCAAUGGAUUUUAAACCAUUUUUCAAAACGCAUAUAUUCUUGCUGUGUUGAGUGUUAAAAAAAAAACGAAUUUUUGAUUCCGCUUUCAUUUGCACAGACUGAUGCUCACUCGAUAUGUUUGUUUGUGCAUGUGCGGUAGCGGGUAAGGCAACACACGUACUAGAGAAUGAACGUUCAAUACAGUCUUACAUCAAAUGUAAUGGGAACUGCAUUUUUACACCUCCAUAAAAUGAUAUCAAAUAUCAUUCACUAGUGUGCCAUCAUCACUCAGACUACAGCAGUGUAGUUGUCUGGCUCCCACACAUUAGAAUGAAUCUUUUUAAUAGUUUUUAUUUUCAGAUAUGCAGAAUAGAAUUAUAAAACAAAAAAAAAACAUAAAAAAUAUAUGCAUUUAGCCUUAGAUUCUGGAAACGUAUUGUAAAUGUUGUAUUAUAAAUCAAACAAUGCUGAAUAUAUAUAAUAAAGAACAAUAUAUGUGCCGCUGUAUAUUUGAUGUCUGACUUCCUGACGUAUUAAGGUUUAAUAAAAAACCUGCCACGAGAGCCGAUACCCUUCAGUAAUUUGAUGGGUUCUUAACAAAGCGGAUCCACAGUGUCGACAGCGAUCCCCAAAGUCGGACAUGGACUCUGUCGCUCAGAGACAAGACACGCGUCAACUCGCUGACAGUCUGUCACACAGCUUGACUGAUCACCGGACCGC
Molecule: messenger RNA, 2097 nt
Organism: Mugil cephalus (flathead mullet)
Lineage: Eukaryota; Metazoa; Chordata; Actinopteri; Mugiliformes; Mugilidae
Product: cyclin-dependent kinase-like 1
Exons: 10
Coding region: 336-1382 (348 amino acids)
Biological process (GO): protein phosphorylation
Cellular component (GO): nucleus
Molecular function (GO): cyclin-dependent protein serine/threonine kinase activity; ATP binding
Source: RefSeq, a predicted model, not a curated record